CUGCCAGCUGACUGGUAUACGGGACCUUUAAUGCAGCUGCAGCUCUUCAUUCAGAUGCUGAGCGGAGCAGCGGAUCGCCAGAGGAGGGACGUUUCUUUAGGGAAACCAGAGCCCAGCUCUUUUAUAAUCGCGUUCCCGAAACCCACGUUGAUGUAGGCUGCCGGAUUUUCCCAUUACGUGUAGCAUUUAGGUGGGGUUGUGCCGUCCGUCAUGCAACUGAGCGAACUGCUGCAAUAAAAGCGUCCUGGACGAUCGGAGCUCAGCAUCAGCAUCACAUUGUAUGAAAUGCGUCACCGUGAUCCAGUGUUACCAUUUAUCGACUCUCCGCUCACGGACUGUUCCCCGUACUGAUCAUUUCGCCAGGUAACCACAUGCGCGGGCCGGUGUCGCCGCGCUGAGCUCGGAGAGCACGAAGGGUACUGGUGUCAGAGAGACAAGAGUGGCCGGUGAAGGUGGACCGGAUGCCAGCCAGAACCGCUGAGGCCUCCGGACUGUCGGUGCCCCCGCACCGCUGUCACGGGUCUCACGCGGCCAACAACGGCACCUGUGCGGAGCAGCUCAGCCUUUUCCCGCCGUUCUCCUCCACCCUUGCCCUCCUCGUGCUGGUGGCGGUGCUCGUGGGAAUCGUCCUCGUUUCCCUGGCGACUUUCCACUUCCACAAGAGGAAGCUCCGGAACCGGAAGAUCCAGCGCGCGCAGGAGGAAUACGAGCGCGAUAGUCGCAACCGCGCGCGCGGCGGAGCGACCGGGGAGCCCGCGAGGCCGUGCGUCAUUGUCCGGCCCGCGCGAUGCGAGGUGAAGCUCUCGUGCCAGAGCACGGAGAACGGGGAUGUCCCCGGAGCGGAGGAGGACAAACGGGCGCUGCAGGAGACGGUUCCUCUUGACUGUUAACUCGGUGCAACUUCAGGGAACGAGACUGUGGAAUAAACAGGAAAAGCAAUAAGGCACAAAGAACUCCCACUCCCAUCUCUGCUGCUUGUAGAUGAAUUAGAAAACGUAGGAAAAAAAUGCAGAAUACUGAGCAGAACAUUAGGCGUAGAGGUAACAUUAGCGGCACAUAGGUUAGCUGUGUAUUUAGCCAACUCCUUAUGGGACUGUAUAAAGUAUUUGCCUGCUUUGACUUUUGGACCUCUUCCUCUUCCCGAGCCUAAAACGCUGUUUAAACAUCCAAGAUGUUUAAACAUUAAAUCCUCCCCGGGAUGUGACACACCGUUAUGUUCAAUUAUUGAUAGCUGGUGACACAACACAGUCCUUAAUGCUCUGAUCUUCCUUGGCAUGUCCUCUGACACACUACCAGUAUGUAGUUAGACUAUAGUGGAUGUUGUGGUGCUGUUAGGCAGCGCAAAGCUGCACAUAUGCUAUACAAAUGGCUUAUUUGUUUGCGUAGUAUUUUUUCCUUCAAUUAAGUGACUUAGCAUAUUUGCAUUACGUACUGUCCUCCAAUGUCUAUUAGACAUUUGUAGGUAGCUCUAGUUAGAAUAACAGGAUACCGAGACUUUUUGCUGUAGUUAUGCACAUUUCUUCUUUAAUGUGUCAGAUAGUCGGUUUUAGCACUAAUAUAGCCUUUUCAACUUUGAGUAUUUGUAUUGUAUUCUCUGACAUGUGAUUUGAACAGAAAGCUUCAGUUCAACCCGCUUUUCCUUUUUUGUUCCUUCCUAUCGUAUCAUAGUGGACCUAAUAAUAGAAAUUCAGUGUCAGUAACUACAUGGAUUCACUGUAAAUGUAUGCCAUCAUGAGAGCUGGAAUGUUUUACAGUAACAUCGACAUUAUGGAGUUCAUAUAAUCUGCCUUAUCAAAGAAAAUAUGUAAUAUUCAAAGUUUAUAAAUAAAUACAUUAUGUUAAUCCUU
Molecule: messenger RNA, 1847 nt
Organism: Betta splendens (Siamese fighting fish)
Lineage: Eukaryota; Metazoa; Chordata; Actinopteri; Anabantiformes; Osphronemidae
Exons: 2
Coding region: 462-890 (142 amino acids)
Source: RefSeq, a predicted model, not a curated record